CAGAUUCUGGGGAGUCCUGAGUUUCCUUUACUGUCGAAAGAAGGAGAUGUCAUGAUCGGAGGAGCCUUUUCUAUCCACAGCAAAAUCAUACAGCCUCAACUUUCCUCCACAGAGAAACCAACACGUCUCACAUGUUCCAGUGUCAACCUCCGGGAAUUCCGCUUUGCCCAGACCAUGAUCUUUACAAUUGACGAAAUAAACAAAAGUGAAUUUCCUCUUCCCAAUGUGUCGAUCGGAUACCGUAUUUAUGACAACUGUGGCUCAACAUUAUCAUCAAUGCGUACAGUGAUGGGCCUGAUGAAUGGUGAUGAGUGGAGUGUGGGAAAAAGUUGCUCUGGUCAAUCAGCUGUUCAUGCUAUUAUUGGGGAGUCAGAAUCCUCUUCAACCAUUGUGCUGUCACGCACUACUGGGCCAUUCAAAAUACCAGUGAUAAGUCAUUCAGCUACUUGUGAGUGUUUGAGUAGCAGGAAAGAGUAUCCCUCUUUCUUCCGAACCAUUGCAAGUGACCUCUAUCAAAGCCGAGCCCUUGCCCAGCUGGUCAAGCACUUUGGCUGGACCUGGGUUGGGGCAGUCAACAGUGACAGCGAUUAUGGCAACAAUGGCAUGGCCAUCUUCCUCGCUGCGGCCCAGGAGGAAGGAGUGUGUGUAGAGUAUACAGAGAGAUUUCACAGGGCAGACCCAAAAAAACUCAUGAAAGUGGUAGAAGUGAUCCGGAGGAGCACUGCCCGGGUCAUUGUUGGUUUCCUGGCCCACGUGGAGAUGAACAACCUUCUAGAGCAGUUGAGUCUACACAAUAUCACAGGCCUGCAGUUUGUCGGUGUGGAGGCCUGGAUCACGGCUGAUAGUCUUGUGACUCCCACCAGCUUCAGUGUGCUGGGAGGUUCACUUGGUUUUGCUGUGCAAAAGGCAAAUAUCAGUGGCCUGGAUGAUUUUUUGAUCAAAGAUUUCUGGGAGACAGAGUUUAAGUGCAAGAAGGAGAACAAGAAUACAAUAAAAGAGACAACACAGUGCAAAGAAAACCAGGAUCUAAUUGAGCUCAAAGAUUAUAAUGAUGAUGUGACAGAGCUGAGAUACUCCAGUAACAUCUACAAAGCCAUAUAUGCUGUGGCUCAUUCUCUUCAUAGCAUCCUAAAGUGCUCUGAAAGUCAGGGGUGUGACAAGACUGUAAAGGUUACUCCCUGGCAGGUAGUGGAGUCUUUGAAGCAGGUGAAUUUUACCAUUAAGAACGGGGACCAGGUGUGGUUUGACAGUACUGGAGCAGCUGUGGCUCGUUAUGAGGUGGUGAACUGGCAGCUUGGAUCGGACGGCUCAAUCCAGUUUAAACCUGUCGGCUAUUAUGAUGCCUCGCUACCUCCUGGACAGAAGUUUGUACUCAAGACUGAAGCUAUAAUGUGGCCUGGAGAAAAGACAGAGUUGCCUGUUUCAGUGUGCAGUAACAGCUGUCAUCCAGGAACGUAUAAAGUCCAUCAGAAAGGAAAGCCUGUCUGCUGCUAUGACUGUUUACCAUGUGCGGAGGGAGAAAUCAGCAACACCACAGAUUCAAAUGACUGCAGGAAGUGUCCUGAAGAAUAUUGGUCCAAUCAAAACAGAGACGCAUGUGUACUGAAAAAUGUUGAGUUCCUUUACUUUACUGAGGUUAUGGGUAUUAUACUUGUAUUUUUCACUUUGUUUGGUGUGAUCCUAACUUUAACUGUGGCCACCGUGUUAAUGAUCUAUAAGGACACUCCCUUGGUGAGGGCCAACAACUCUGAGCUGAGCUUCCUGCUGCUCUUCUCCUUGACUCUGUGUUUCCUGUGUUCUCUGACCUUCAUCGGCCGGCCCUCUGAGUGGUCCUGCAUGCUGCGACACACAGCCUUUGGCAUCACAUUUGUCCUCUGUAUCUCAUGUGUUUUAGGGAAAACUAUAGUGGUGUUAAUGGCCUUCAGGGCGACACUUCCAGGCAGUAAUGUGAUGAAAUGGUUUGGGCCUGCACAGCAGAGGCUCAGUGUUCUGGGUUUCACUUUCAUUCAGGUUCUUAUUUGUAUACUUUGGCUGACAAUCAACCCUCCGUUUCCCUUCAAAAAUAUGAAACACUAUAAAGAGAAGAUUAUUCUCGAGUGUGCUUUAGGAUCACCUGUAGGAUUCUGGGUUGUAUUAGGAUACAUAGGACUCUUAGCUGUGUUAUGUUUUGUACUUGCUUUUUUGGCGAGAAAGCUGCCUAAUAAUUUCAAUGAAGCUAAAUUCAUCACUUUCAGCAUGCUGAUAUUCUGUGCAGUCUGGAUAGCAUUUAUCCCGGCAUAUGCCAGCUCUCCUGGGAAGUUCACUGUAGCUGUGGAAAUAUUUGCUAUUUUAGUCUCCAGUUAUGGGCUACUUCUCUGUAUAUUUGCACCAAAAUGCUUCAUUAUUAUACUCAAACCUGAACUGAAUACAAAGAAACAUCUGAUGGGAAAAACAUUAUCCGAUUAA
This is a messenger RNA of Plectropomus leopardus (leopard coralgrouper), 2445 nucleotides long. RefSeq names its product extracellular calcium-sensing receptor-like. Gene Ontology annotation, biological process: G protein-coupled receptor signaling pathway. Gene Ontology annotation, cellular component: plasma membrane. The record is from RefSeq and is a predicted model, not a curated record. Lineage: Eukaryota; Metazoa; Chordata; Actinopteri; Perciformes; Serranidae. Gene Ontology annotation, molecular function: G protein-coupled receptor activity.